AUGGCAUCUGGGAGCCGGUGGCGGCGGCCGCCGCCGCUGCUGCUGCUUCUGGCGCUGGCGGCGGGCGUGAGCGGCCUGGAGUUCGGCGGCGGCCCGGGGCAGUGGGCGCGCUAUGCCCGCUGGGCGGGCGCGGCGAGCAGCGGCGAGCUCAGCUUCAGCCUGCGCACCAACGCCACACGCGCGUUGCUGCUCUACCUGGACGAUGGCGGCGACUGCGACUUCCUGGAGCUGCUGCUGGUGGACGGGCGCCUGCGGCUGCGCUUCACCCUCUCGUGCGCGGAGCCGGCCACGCUGCAGUUGGACACGCCGGUGGCCGACGACCGCUGGCACAUGGUGCUGCUGACCCGCGACGCGCGCCGCACGGCACUGGCAGUGGACGGCGAGGCCCGCGCAGCCGAGGUGCGCUCCAAGCGGCGCGAGAUGCAGGUGGCCAGCGACCUGUUCGUGGGCGGUGUCCCGCCCGACGUGCGCCUCUCGGCGCUGACGCUCAGCACGGUGAAGUACGAGCCGCCCUUCCGCGGCUUGCUGGCCAACCUGAAGCUGGGCGAGCGGCCCCCGGCUCUGCUGGGCAGCCAGGGCCUGCGUGGCGCUGCAGCCGACCCGCUGUGCGCGCCCGCGCGCAACCCCUGCGCCAACGGAGGCCUCUGCACCGUGCUGGCCCCCGGCGAGGUAGGCUGCGACUGCAGCCACACGGGCUUCGGCGGCAAGUUCUGCAGCGAAGAGGAGCACCCCAUGGAAGGUCCGGCUCACCUGACGUUAAACAGCGAAGUAGGGUCCUUACUGUUCUCCGAGGGGGGGGCCGGGAGAGGAGGAGCCGGCGAGGUGCACCAGCCGACAAAAGGGAAGGAGGAGUUUGUGGCGACCUUCAAAGGCAAUGAGUUCUUCUGCUACGACCUGUCACACAACCCGAUCCAGAGCAGCACUGACGAGAUCACGCUGGCCUUCCGCACCCUGCAGCGCAACGGGCUGAUGCUGCACACGGGCAAGUCGGCCGACUACGUCAACCUGUCCCUCAAGUCUGGCGCUGUCUGGCUGGUCAUCAACCUAGGCUCGGGCGCCUUUGAGGCCCUCGUGGAACCCGUCAACGGCAAGUUCAACGACAACGCCUGGCACGACGUCCGGGUCACCCGAAACCUGCGCCAGCACGCAGGGAUUGGACACGCUAUGGUAAACAAACUGCAUUAUCUGGUGACCAUCUCGGUGGACGGGAUCCUGACCACCACAGGCUACACACAGGAGGAUUACACCAUGCUGGGCUCUGAUGACUUCUUCUACAUUGGGGGCAGCCCCAACACAGCUGACCUGCCGGGCUCACCCGUGAGCAACAACUUCAUGGGCUGCCUCAAGGACGUGGUCUACAAGAACAAUGACUUCAAGCUGGAACUCUCCCGCCUGGCAAAGGAAGGGGACCCCAAGAUGAAGCUGCAAGGGGACCUGUCAUUCCGCUGUGAGGAUGUGGCUGCCCUAGACCCAGUGACCUUUGAGAGCCCUGAGGCCUUUGUUGCACUGCCCCGCUGGAGCGCCAAGCGCACUGGCUCUAUCUCCCUGGACUUCCGCACCACUGAGCCCAACGGGCUGCUGCUCUUCAGCCAGGGCCGGCAGGCCGGGGCCGGUAGCCACAGCUCUGCCCAGAGGGCCGACUACUUUGCCAUGGAGUUGUUGGAUGGCUACCUCUAUCUUCUGCUGGACAUGGGCUCUGGGGGCAUCAAGCUGCGGGCAUCCAGCCGCAAGGUCAAUGAUGGCGAGUGGUGCCACGUGGACUUCCAGAGGGAUGGGCGCAAAGGCUCCAUCUCGGUGAACAGCCGCAGCACGCCGUUCUUGGCCAGCGGAGAGAGCGAGAUUCUGGACUUGGAGAGCGAGCUGUACCUAGGCGGUCUCCCCGACGGGGGGCGGGUGGACCUGCCCCUGCCCCCGGAGGUGUGGACGGCGGCACUCCGGGCUGGCUACGUGGGCUGCGUGCGCGACCUCUUCAUAGACGGGCGUAGCCGAGACCUCCGGGGCCUGGCGGAGGCCCAGGGCGCGGUGGGUGUUGCGCCCUUCUGCUCCCGGGAAACGCUGAAGCAGUGCGCCUCCGCCCCCUGCCGCAACGGGGGUGUCUGCCGAGAGGGCUGGAACCGCUUUGUCUGUGACUGCAUUGGGACCGGCUUCCUGGGGCGGGUUUGCGAGAGAGAGGCCACGGUCCUGAGCUACGAUGGCUCCAUGUACAUGAAGAUCAUGCUCCCUAACGCCAUGCACACGGAGGCAGAGGACGUGUCCCUGCGCUUCAUGUCCCAGCGGGCCUACGGACUUAUGAUGGCCACCACCUCCCGGGAAUCUGCUGACACCCUGCGACUAGAGCUGGACGGGGGGCAGAUGAAGCUCACAGUCAACCUCGACUGCCUGCGCGUCGGCUGCGCACCCAGUAAAGGCCCUGAGACACUCUUCGCGGGGCACAAGCUCAAUGACAAUGAGUGGCACACGGUGAGGGUGGUGCGGCGUGGCAAGAACCUUCAGCUGUCUGUGGACAACGUGACCGUGGAAGGACAGAUGGCAGGAGCCCAUACACGGCUGGAGUUCCACAACAUUGAGACGGGUAUCAUGACGGAGCGGCGCUUCAUCUCUGUGGUGCCCUCCAACUUCAUCGGGCACCUGAGUGGGCUGGUGUUCAACGGGCAGCCCUACAUGGACCAGUGCAAGGAUGGUGACAUCACCUACUGCGAGCUCAAUGCUCGCUUUGGCCUGCGUGCUAUUGUGGCUGACCCUGUCACCUUCAAGAGUCGCAGCAGCUACCUGGCGCUCGCCACACUCCAAGCUUACGCCUCAAUGCACCUCUUCUUCCAGUUCAAGACCACCGCUCCCGACGGGCUUCUCUUGUUCAACUCAGGCAACGGCAAUGACUUCAUUGUCAUCGAGCUGGUCAAGGGGUACAUCCACUAUGUGUUUGACCUGGGGAAUGGCCCGUCCUUGAUGAAGGGGAACUCGGACAAACCAGUCAAUGACAACCAGUGGCACAACGUGGUGGUGUCCAGGGACCCAGGCAACGUGCAUACGCUCAAGAUUGACUCCCGCACUGUCACGCAGCACUCCAAUGGCGCCCGAAACCUCGAUCUCAAAGGAGAGUUGUACAUUGGUGGUCUGAGCAAGAAUAUGUUCAGCAACCUGCCCAAGCUGGUGGCCUCCCGGGACGGCUUCCAGGGCUGCCUGGCCUCCGUGGACCUCAACGGGCGCCUCCCAGACCUCAUCGCCGACGCCCUGCACCGUAUCGGGCAGGUGGAGAGGGGCUGUGACGGCCCCAGCACCACCUGCACCGAAGAGUCCUGUGCCAACCAGGGCGUCUGCCUGCAGCAGUGGGACGGCUUCACCUGCGACUGCACCAUGACUUCGUACGGAGGCCCUGUCUGCAAUGACCCUGGGACCACAUACAUCUUUGGGAAGGGGGGCGCGCUCAUCACCUACACAUGGCCCCCCAAUGACCGGCCCAGCACGAGGAUGGACCGCCUGGCCGUGGGCUUCAGCACCCAUCAGCGGAACGCUGUGCUGGUUCGGGUGGACAGCGCCUCUGGCCUGGGAGACUAUCUGCAGCUGCACAUUGACCAGGGCACCGUGGGGGUGAUCUUUAACGUAGGCACGGACGAUAUUACCAUCGACGAGCCCAACGCCAUCGUGAGCGACGGCAAAUACCACGUGGUGCGCUUCACCCGAAGCGGCGGCAACGCCACGCUGCAGGUGGACAGCUGGCCGGUCAACGAGCGGUACCCGGCAGGAAACUUUGAUAACGAGCGCCUGGCGAUUGCUAGACAGAGAAUCCCCUACCGGCUUGGUCGAGUAGUUGAUGAGUGGCUGCUCGACAAAGGCCGCCAGCUGACCAUCUUCAACAGCCAGGCUGCCAUCAAGAUUGGGGGCCGGGAUCAGGGUCGCCCCUUCCAGGGCCAGGUGUCCGGCCUCUACUACAAUGGGCUCAAGGUGCUGGCACUGGCCGCUGAGAGCGACCCGAAUGUGCGGACCGAGGGCCACCUGCGCCUGGUGGGGGAGGGGCCGUCCGUGCUGCUUAGUGCGGAGACCACGGCCACCACCCUGCUGGCCGACAUGGCUACCACCAUCAUGGAGACCACCACCACCAUGGCCACAACCACCACGCGCCGGGGCCGCUCCCCCACGUUGAGGGACAGCACCACCCAGAACACAGAUGACCUCCUGGUGGCCUCAGCUGAGUGUCCGAGCGAUGAUGAGGACCUGGAGGAGUGUGAGCCCAGUACUGGAGGAGAGUUAAUAUUGCCCAUUAUCACGGAGGACUCCUUAGACCCCCCUCCUGUGGCCACCCGCUCCCCCUUCGUGCCCCCACCCCCCACCUUCUACCCCUUCCUCACGGGCGUGGGCGCCACCCAAGACACCCUGCCCCCGCCCGCGGCACGCCGCCCGGCGGCCGGGGGCCCGUGCCAGGCCGAGCAGGACGACAGCGACUGCGAGGAGCCCAUGGAGGCCUCGGGCUUUGCCUCCGGGGAGGUCUUUGACUCCAGCCUUCCCCCCACGGACGACGAGGACUUUUACACCACCUUUCCCCUUGUCACGGACCGCACCACCCUCCUGUCACCCCGCAAGCCCGCUCCCCGGCCCAACCUCAGGACAGAUGGGGCCACAGGUGCCCCUGGGGUGCUGCUCGCCCCCUCCGCCCCAGCGCCCAAUCUGCCAGCGGGCAAAAUGAACCACCGAGACCCUCUACAGCCCCUGCUGGAGAACCCGCCCUUGGGGCCCGGGGCCCCCACGUCCUUCGAGCCGCGGAGGCCUCCGCCCCUGCGCCCCGGAGUGACCUCAGUCCCGGGCUUCCCCCAUUUGCCCACAGCCAACCCUACGGGGCCGGGGGAGCGGGGCCCGCCGGGCGCGGUGGAGGUGAUCCGGGAGUCCAGCAGCACCACGGGCAUGGUGGUGGGCAUCGUGGCGGCGGCGGCCCUCUGCAUCCUUAUCCUCCUGUAUGCCAUGUACAAGUACCGCAACCGCGAUGAGGGCUCCUACCAGGUGGACCAGAGCCGUAACUACAUCAGUAACUCGGCCCAGAGCAAUGGCGCCGUAGUGAAGGAGAAGGCCCCGGCCGCCCCCAAGACGCCCAGCAAGGCCAAGAAGAACAAAGACAAGGAGUAUUAUGUCUGAGCACCCCGGCAAGCACUGCGCCCCACUGCCAUCUGCCCCUUCUGGGAGUGCCUGGGAGGACGGUUGCGGCCCUCACCCUGCCAGGGGCCUUGGGGACCCACUACCCGCAGCCUCAGACUUCUCUCACAACGAGGAAACGCAAAAAAAAAAGAAAAAAAAAAAAAGGAAACCCCGUGCUCUUCCCCUUCCUCCUAAUGUUGGAGGCGGCUGUCCCUCUGGCUCUGCGCAGCCAGGCAGGCCAUGUGCUCACAGCCCUGGGUUGAUUUUAUUUUUUUAAGGGGGGUAGUUUUAUUUUGGUGGGUUGGGUGGGAAAGAAGGCUGGGGGUUUUGUAAAGUGCCCACUACUCGUCCCCUUAAUCCCCCACCAUUUCUCUUCCACCCUCUGCCCCUCCUGCCUUCCUUCUCUCCCCAAGCCCUCCAGUCCCCACCCCAGGCUUGCUGUGUCUGUCCCUACUCUCCUUCUCCACUUCUCCCUUUUUGUGUGUCUGGUUUCUCCCUUCCUUUCCUCCUUUUGGGUUUCCAGAGUUGGUGGGAGAAGGGCGGGAGGGUGGGCUGAGUAGCCCAUUGGGUGGGUGGGGUGAGGCUGGGCAGUGGGGUUGUCCUUUGAAUGCCCCAACCCCACUCGCUGGAGGAAGCCCUGGCCUGGUGCCGCCCAGGGAAGGGGCUCGGGUCUGGCUGGAGGCCCAUUCUGUUCUGUGCCACCGGGCAACGUGCAUUGAGGGGGACGCUGUUGGAGGAGCAGGGGUGGGGGGCGGGGGGAGGGAAGGCAAAUGCAGAUAUAUAUUACAGACAAAUACUCUAGAUCCUCGAGCCACAGGGAGGAGGGAGCAAGGCAUUGUCCAGACUGCUGGGGCCACUUGUCUGCCCACGGGCUCCCUGCUCCCCUGGUUUUUUUUUCUCUCUUUGUUAACAAACGUGUCUGAGUCUUGGAAAACAUCCCAAACCCGGAAAUGUGUGGGAAAAAGAAAACAAAAACUUUCCAAAUCCCAGCGUUCCUGUGCAGUUUGUUUGGGGGGGGUGCUAUUGAGACACUGGUCCUGGCUUUGGGCUGGGGUCUGGGCCCAAAUUCGGACCCAUGAGAGCUGGUAAGUUGUCCCCAAACUUUUGGGCUGAACAUGGCUUUGAGCUCCUCGGGUGGCUUGUCUUUGUCCCACCCUCACAUCACUGCUGGGGUGAGGAUAGGGACAGAGAACAGUCCCCAGGCUCGUGGCAUGGCUGAUCUCUGCCUCUGGCUCUGCCAUCUUUUUGCUGAGCUCCCUGCCACCACCCCACCCGAGAGCUCAGCUUCUCAUUAAGAACAAAGAAAAUCAGGUGCUGCAGAGUUGAUUCCGACUCAUGACGACCCUAUGUAUUACAGAGGAGAACUGUUACAUAGGGUUUUCAAGGCUGUGACCUUUUGGAAAUAGAUCACCAGGCCUUUCUUCCAAGGCACCUCUGGGUGGGUUCUAACCAACCUUUUGGUUCGUAGUUGAGUGCUAACCAUUUGUGCCACCCAGAAACUCCCAUCUUCUCAUAAACUCAUUGCCAUCAAGUCAUAGCAACCGUAUAGGAUAGGGUAGACCUGCCCCGUGGGGCUCCCAAGCCUGUAAAUCUUUAUAGAUGCAGACUGCCACAUCUUCCUCCCGCAGAAUGGCUGGUGGAUUCGAACCGCUGGCCUUUCUGUUAGCAGCCAAGCACUUUAACCACUGCACCACCAGGGCUCCUCCGCUUCUCAUAAAAAAAUACCAAACCCAUUGCCACUGAGUUAAUUUCGAUUCAUAGUGACCCUAGAGGACAGAGUAGAACUGCUGCUUAGGCUUCCAAGGAGCGGCUGGAAGAUUCAAACUGCCAACCUUUUUGGUUAGCAGCCAUAGCUCUUAACCAACCACUUCACCACCAGACAAAUCCCAGAGGUGUGGACACCAUGUUGCCCCCUAGUGGCUGAGGAGGGCCUGCCUCUCUGGGCUCCUGUGUAUUCCAGGCACUGCCUGGAUGUAGGACUUCUGUCACCCAGCCUUCCAACCACCCUUGGAGGGAGGCAGUGCUAUUCCUGGCUCAAGUGACUGGCCCCAAGGUCCCAAGGCCAGUCAGUGGCUGAGUCCAGAUUUGCCUCCAGGAAACUCUGUGGGGCAGUUCUAAUCUGUCCUAUAGGGUCGUUAUGAGUCGGAAUCGACUCGACGGCACUGGGUUUUGUUUUUUUGUUGCUAACUCCCAAGCUUAUGCCUCUUCUGUGUCUCAAGGGGACUGGACCCAGGAAAACCUCCCCCCUCCCCCCCGCCGCCA
Molecule: messenger RNA, 7386 nt
Organism: Loxodonta africana (African savanna elephant)
Lineage: Eukaryota; Metazoa; Chordata; Mammalia; Proboscidea; Elephantidae
Gene: NRXN2
Product: neurexin 2
Exons: 22
Coding region: 1-5124 (1707 amino acids)
Source: RefSeq, a predicted model, not a curated record